AUGUCUUCGUUAGAAAGGGACUUUUCAUCCGGAUCCGAAGAUGCGGAUGAGCUCGUCGCUGACUUGCUCCAACAAUUCUCUUCAGUUGAAGAUCCAGCUAUUGGAUCCGUCAUCCGACAUGCUAAAUUACCGCCGAGGAAAUCCGUAACACGAACCGUCACUUCGGCCUCAUUUCCACCGUCAGUAUCGCCAGGUUCUGAGAUACCAUACGUACGAGCAUCCUCUACGUCCAAGAGGCCUCAGAUCAGUGCCGUCGAAGUCCCUCCAUUACCAGAAAACGCGGAGGAUUACGAGUUCUUACCCGGUCAUUCUACAGCUUGGCGGAUUUGGAGACAAAAGCGCGUCCGUGGUAAGGUGCUUUACGAGGUGGAGCUUGCAACCACGGAGAAGGAAUGGUUGAAAGAAUCUUUCGUGAAGGCAUUAGAGAACGGUUCUGAGGCUAUCACGAAUUUCAAACAGAACGGCCCACCGAAAGCGAAAAGAGUUAAGAGUGCUAUUACAGGCGGCUAUAGAUCAGGAAGUUACACAGAAUCUGGGACAGAAAAAUCGCAGUUGUCUGAACAUGAGGAUGAGGAGGAAGAAGAAGAAGAUGAUGAUGAUGAUGACGAAAUCGUGGUAGUAAGCUCAACAAAGCGCCGUAGAGGCCGCCCGUCAGGUUCCCGACGUCGCAAAAUUCGCGGCAGAUAUGAUGAUGAAACAGACAGUGAAGACUCGGACAGCCGGCCAGUACGGCGAUCGCUUAGAGCUCCCAAACCUCGACGCUACUUAAAAGGCGACGAUCAGGUAGACAAGCUGCACAGCGUACAACAAGACGCAUACGGGAACAUCAAUACGAAGACAGCGAUUCGCAAUCACGCAGACGCGGGGUGCGAUCAUCGGCCAGGACCGCUCAAUCUCACAGAAGAAACCUCCGAGAGAGACAAGAAGAUGACAUCUCUGAAGUGGAGGCUUCACAGUCAGAGAAGAGAUUCGCAGGAGCCAAGGAGAAAUUUCAUCGGCUUUCUAGUGACGAUCCCUUCAGAAAACGACAUCGGCAAAUAUGUGAUAGCUGCGAUACCCAGGGCGAUGAUCGCGAAAAAGGCUCUCUUUCAAAGAGAGCAUUUGGUUACAAAAGUCGGCUGGGAUCAUUUUGUACUGCAGUGCCGUCGCUGUAUAGGAACCUCUCAGAAGAAGGAUGUAACCGCUCCACAUCUAGGCCAUUGCACGGCUUGCAAUGAAGAAAACCCAGCGUGCCGACCGUUCCGACAGCGACUCAACCCAAAGCAAGAACAGCAACAACGUGAAAAUAACGGUGGAGAAGACCCAAUCACAACAGUGAACGAUGAUCUGAUAAACAAUGUUGAUAACCUUUUGUUCCGGUGCGUCAACUGUCAGAGAGCAUUCCAUAUCAAGGAACUACCUCCAAGAACCGACCCGAAUCCGGACGAAACAGACACGGACAAUCCAGACCCAGAUGCCGACCUUGCAACUUUACGGCUCAAGGAAUACUCCAGGAGGUGGCAGUGCCAUACCUGCAUUUCAGCUCCUGGAGAGAUUGAAGGCCUUGUUGGCUGGCGACCGGUCGAUGCCGAGGCAUACAUUCCUGGGUAUACGGCCAACGACAUGAAAGAAACCGAAAAAGAAUAUUUAGUCAAAUGGAAGAAAAAGUCUUAUUAUCGCACUACAUGGAUGGAAGGUUCCUGGAUUUGGGGAGUCGCUUCACACCUUAUGCGAAAAGCGUUCCUUAAGUCGCCCAAAUGUGUCAAACCUCAAAUGACGACCGAGGAUGCUAUUCCAGAAGAUUAUUUGAGAGUUGAUAUAGUAUUCGACGUCAAGUACACGAACAUUGUUAGCGCACAUUCAAAGGAAAUCGACAUGGCAAGAGUGAAGGAUGUCAAGGAAGCAUACGUCAAAUACAAAGGUCUGCUUUACGAAGAUGCCGUUUGGGAGACUGUGCCUUCUUCGACCGAAAUGGAGCGUUGGAACGACUUCAAAGCUGCCUAUGACGACUGGGUCUUGAAAGACUAUGUCAGGGUGCCCAAGGCUUCUUCAUUAAAACAACACCUCGAAACUGUUCGAAAACAGGAUUUCCAGACGCUGGCGAAGAAAACUCAGCCUACUUGUUUGACUGGAGGCAAAAUAAUGGACUACCAAUUGGAUGGUCUCAACUGGCUAUAUUACAAAUGGUACCAAGGACAAAAUGCUAUUCUUGCCGACGAAAUGGGACUUGGCAAAACAAUUCAAAUUAUUUCUUUUCUCUCCACACUGGUUGAAGAUCAUAAGUGCUGGCCUUUCUUGAUUGUCGUGCCGAACUCGACUUGUCCUAAUUGGCGUCGAGAGGUCAAGAAGUGGGCACCUUCGCUUCGCGUCGUCACAUACUACGGCAGUGCUGUAGCGCGGAAGCUUGCACACGAAUACGAAAUGUUUCCCAAGAAUGCUCGAGACCUCAGGGCUCACGUACUAGUGACAUCUUAUGAAACCAUGAUUGAUGACAAAGCUCGGAGGGUUUUAGCAGGCAUCCCCUGGGCUGGCUUGGUGGUGGACGAAGGUCAACGAUUAAAGAAUGACAGAAACCUUCUGUAUUCGUCUCUGUCUAGUAUCAACAUCCCAUUUAAGGUACUUCUCACUGGUACGCCGUUGCAGAACAACAUCCGUGAACUGUUCAAUCUCAUUCAAUUCUGCGAUCCGACCCAGAAUGCUCAAGAUCUAGAGGCAGAAUAUGAAACCUUGACCAAAGAGAACGUGCCCGAAUUGCAUGCAAUGAUUCGACCCUUUUUCUUGCGACGUACAAAGGCACAGGUUCUUACAUUCCUUCCGCCAAUGGCACAAAUCAUCAUCCCGAUUACAAUGUCUGUUGUACAGAAGAAGCUUUACAAAUCUAUCUUGGCAAAGAAUAGCAAAUUGAUCAAGUCAAUCUUCCAAAGCAACCAAGAUGCACAGAACAAACAGAAUGAACGUCACAGCUUGAGCAACAUCUUGAUGCAGCUACGCAAAUGUCUGUGCCAUCCGUUUGUAUACAGCCGACAGAUCGAAGAGCGUACCUCGAAUGCCACCUUGUCGCAUAGAAAUCUUGUAGAAGCUUCAGGGAAACUUCAGUUACUUGAGCUGUUAUUGCCAAGACUCAAAGAACGAGGACACCGAGUACUUCUCUUCAGUCAAUUUUUAGACAACCUAGAUAUCAUUGAAGAUUUUCUUGACGGUCUUGGUCUGCUCUAUUGCCGUCUCGAUGGUUCCAUGGGUGCUCACGAGAAACAGAAGAAGAUUGAUGCGUAUAAUGAAUCUGAUUCCAAGAUUUUCGCUUUCCUUUUGUCGACGAGAUCUGGUGGUGUGGGUAUCAAUCUUGCAACAGCAGAUACUGUCAUUAUCAUGGAUCCUGAUUUCAACCCGCAUCAGGAUAUUCAAGCGUUAUCCCGCGCUCACCGUAUCGGCCAGAAAAAGAAAGUUCUCGUCUUUCAACUCAUGACUCGCGAAAGUGCAGAAGAGAAGAUCAUGCAAAUUGGAAAGAAGAAAAUGGCUCUCGACCAUGUUCUCAUAGAAAAAAUGGACGCAGACGAAGACGAAGGAUUGGACUUGGAAUCGAUCUUGAAACAUGGUGCAGAGGCGCUUUUUGAAGAUGAUACCACUAGGGACGUGCAUUAUGACGCGGAGUCCGUUGAGAAAUUGCUUGACCGUAGUCAAGCUGAAAAUACUCAAGCUGGCGAUGAUGCAUCCGCCGAGUCUCAAUUUAGCUUUGCCCGAGUGUGGGCCAAUGAUAAUGCUGCACUCGAAGAUCGACUAGGUGAUUCCGAGGCAGCCACUCCAGUGAACACCACUUUGUGGGAGAAGAUACUUGCCGAAAGGCAAAAGGCAGCAGACGAGGAAGCUUUGGCAAAUGCACAAGCACUGGGAAGAGGGAAACGGAAGAGAGCCGUCGUGAACUACUCUGCCAAAGAUAAGGAAGAUGAGCAACUAUCGCCUGGAGGUACCAAACGAACCAAAUUGCAGGUUGAGAGCGACGGUGAGUUCCACGCUAGGGAAGCUUCUUCUGAGAGCGAAGACGAGGAGGCCUUGCUCGAACUCGAGCAAACCAGGAAGGUCAAAGCUCGCCCAUUUAGACGUGUCGAUCCUAACAAGCUCACGCCGGACCCUUCAAAUGGCAAUACAGGUCUUCCUAAAAGACCUGUGGAUCGGUUGCUUCCUUGCCUUGCCUGCAACCAGAUGCAUCCUGUCGGUUAUUGUCCUCUAAAGCUUGCUGGUGUGGAACAUUGCGGUCUGUGCGGUAUAGCUCACCUUGGCUAUUCGCGAGUCUGUCCUCAUCUUAACAUGGAAGAGCAGAUUUUAUCCAUGCUACAGUCUCUAAGGCAGAGCACUGAGCCGAAAUGGCUUGUAGAUGCUGCUAGACACUAUCUUUACACUGUCAAAGGAGAUCUCGUCAAAAGAAAGAAAGCAAAGGCCGACCCAAAUCGGCCGACCUCCGCCACGCGACCUAUGCCUGUUCAGCCUAACACCAGCAAUCCCAUCUCCCAGAAUGGAAGAGCAUUUGGUGCUCCCGCUUCCAAUAUCGUGUAUCCUGCACCUUCAGCCAGCAAUUCUUAUUCGAGUCCUUAUCCCCCGACCUCCUCUACUCUCUAG
Molecule: messenger RNA, 4590 nt
Organism: Talaromyces amestolkiae
Lineage: Eukaryota; Fungi; Ascomycota; Eurotiomycetes; Eurotiales; Trichocomaceae
Exons: 5
Coding region: 1-4590 (1529 amino acids)
Biological process (GO): chromatin remodeling; negative regulation of transcription by RNA polymerase II
Cellular component (GO): chromatin; nucleus
Molecular function (GO): histone binding; chromatin binding; ATP-dependent chromatin remodeler activity
Source: RefSeq, a predicted model, not a curated record